AAAUAACUCGACGUGGGAAAGAUACCUAACCCUCCGUCCUCCUUCGACUUGUAGCCUAAAACGCCUUUCCUGUGAGGGACAUCAGCAGGGCAGGGAUUUCCGGCUGAACGACGACCACAAUGUGGAUAGCAUCUCCCCAUUCUGGAAUCUUCCAAUGCACCAAGAAGCUCUUCUUGAGUGAGCAGGCAGGCCGUGCGCAAGCUGUCGAGUUCCUGCGCAAGAAUGCGGCCAACUCUAUCUCUAUGGCCAACCUUCUCAUGGGCCUCUCCUCCGUCCUCUGCAGCCUUAACGGGCAGUACCACUACGCGGGCUGGCUAGUCCUCACGGGCUUCGUGCUGGACCUUGCCGACGGAGCCGUCGCGAGGCAACUCAACGCCUGCUCUGCCUUGGGGGCUAAACUGGACGACUUUGCAGACUUCACCUCCUUUGGCCUGGCCACGGGCCUCCUUCUGCAGGCCCACGGACUCCUUGACGGAUUGCUGGUGAUCGUCUACGUGCUGGCGGUGUUUACGCGGCUGUGUUUCUUCUCCAGCGGGAUGCCCUUUAUGUACCGGGGUUUGCCAUGUCCCUACGGCGCUUCCAUGGUAGCAGCCACCUACUUCCUGACCGGAGGCCACCUGGUGGCCAUGCGCCUGAUGGCCAUGGUGAUGAUCCUUUUCAUGGUGGACCAAGGCUUCUAUCCCCAUGACAAAGUGCUGGAGUCCCAGGCUUGGAAGAAGGCCAUCUUCGGAGGAGGUAUCUUGGUGCUCCUGUUUCACACCUCCUUCCUGGCCUCUCUCUACUUCCUGAUUUGGUCCAUAUCAUACAUUUUUUUCCCCAACACUUUGUGGAGUUACAAAGUCUAAACUCGUCAGAGGGUGCGAGUGGACGCUGCCAGCACUGCACCCCGCCAAGGCAGUCUCUUCAGCGACUGGGACGAUGGAUCCAGUGUUAAAAAUCCAUAUUUUGUCUAAAUGCUGAAGUCUUUCAUCAACUUGAGAUGAUAAAAAACGUCUGGGAAAUUUAUCCAUUGCUUCCGGCAGUGCGUCCCCUUGUUGGGCUGCCUGUUGCCUGAAGAACGAAGUCAACAGUUGGCUAACAUGCUGAGUCUUUGGUCAGUGUAGUUACGUACAGAUUCUUUAUACCCUUGCUUAUAUAUUUUUUAAUGCCAGUUGUUUACUCGCUGAUAGCUUUUAGGGACAUGGGGAAAACUUGAAUACAGACCUCUUGCCACUUUCCACUCUUGUGGCGUUCUCACUCUGGAUCCAUCAGAGGGGCUUCCUUCUUUAACCAGUUUUUUGCAAUAGGUGAGCUAGCUGAACAUGCAACCUUUGCACAGAGAAGGGAAUCCCGCUGCUUCCAGAGACAAAUUUGGCCCCUUAAGAGGAAGAGGAAAUUAUCUCUCACAUGACUGCCCUCUUCUUAUCCAGGCCCACACAAGAAGAGGAGCAAAGUCUGGCUCUUAAUGGGUGAGAUAUUAAAACUGUCUUUAACCCAUAACUGAUAAGUUAAGCUCUUUCUGGGUCUUUUAAAAAACUCCACUACUUGUGAAGACAGUUGUAGUCUGCGCACACGUUCUACUCUAUUAUGAGUGAGUAGUCUUUCCCACAGAGUAGACAGGAAACAGGGCAAUGAAAAAUCUCGAUGUGCCAUCCAGAAAUUUAAGCCAACCUCCAUCAACAUGGGGUGGAACUACUGCCGGAGAUAGUUUGGGAAUUUCCCCACCAGCUGGGCCUGCAAAAAGUCUGCAUCUGGUAUGAAGAAGGAGGAUCUCUGGAAUUAAGUUGCCAAGCAAACAGGCCAGUCCAUGGUGGUCCCUCCCACCACACAUUCCUCUGCUACCGGAGGGGCUAAAGGAAGGCGCAAACUUCUGCCAACAUCUGUGAGCUGCCCAGCUUUGCUAAAGGAAUCCUUUAUACACCUUACUGGUAGAUCUCUGAUCUAGAAUUCCACCCUGACUCUAGUUCUAGCCAGAAUCAUGGAAGACAUUCUAGAUCGGUGUUGGGCCCCCAAAUGCUUGUGGCAGGUAGUGCUUUUAAUAUUUUUUUAAUAUUCGUCAGGGUAACGAAGUACAUCGGGAAAGCGGUCUCUUCCCAAGAGCUAUUAGAUAAAACACAAGAGGAAAAAGAAGGAAGAUGAAUGUCGUGUCAUUGGAAAACUGUACUUGAAACUAACGUUCUCGUGUUUGGGAGGGAAAAUUAAACUCAUAAAACACUGAAGA
Pseudonaja textilis is the source of this 2200-nucleotide messenger RNA. RefSeq names its product transmembrane protein 269 (gene TMEM269). Gene Ontology annotation, biological process: phospholipid biosynthetic process. The record is from RefSeq and is a predicted model, not a curated record. Gene Ontology annotation, cellular component: membrane. NCBI's taxonomy places the organism in Eukaryota, Metazoa, Chordata, Lepidosauria, Squamata, Elapidae. Gene Ontology annotation, molecular function: phosphotransferase activity, for other substituted phosphate groups.